UUUUCAUAUCAAAGUGUUAUAGAGAAUUAUAAACUAGAGCUAAAUCUUCCUCUAAACCUUCUUCUCUCCCUUCUCACAAGGGACAAUUCAGAGAGAGAGAAAGAAAGAGUUUUCAUAAAAUCAUAACCAUGUCGUCCCAACACAGUCAUCUAUCUUUUGCCUUUGGAGUCCUAGGCAACAUUUCAUCUUUUGUGUGCUUUCUGGCACCACUACCAACAUUCUAUAGAGUUUGUAAGAAGAAAUCUACAGAAGGGUUUCAAUCAAUCCCCUAUGUGGCUGCAUUAUUCAGUGCAGCGCUAUGGCUUUUUUAUGCUUACAUCAAGACAGGAGAAACUCUUCUCAUCACCAUCAAUGCAUUUGGUUGUGUGAUAGAAACUAUUUACCUAGCCAUUUAUGUCACUUACUGUCCCAAGAAAGUUAGGAUGUCAACAUUGAGGAUGAUUGUGUUAAUGAAUUUCGUCGGGUUCGGCACGAUUGUCGUCUUAACUCAUGUACUAGCAAAAGGAGAAGAAGGACGCGUAAAACUUCUCGGAUGGAUUUGUGUAGUUUUUGCUACUAGUGUUUUUGCAGCACCUUUGAGUAUUAUUAGAGUUGUUAUUCGGACCAAAAGUGUAGAGUUUCUUCCUUUUCCUCUCUCGCUUCUUCUCCUGAUAAGCGCGGUUAUGUGGUUGUUGUAUGGUCUUUCUCUCCGAGAUAUCUAUGUUACUCUUCCGAACGUAGUGGGGUUAACAUUUGGAAUAGUUCAGAUCACACUGUAUCUUAUAUACAGAAAGAGUACGCCAGUAAAAGAUGAGAAGCUUCCUGAACACAAAGGAGAUGUUGUUAUCAGCAAUGAAAUUGAAACCGUGGUUCCGGCUACAGAUGAUGAGAAGAAAAUUGAAGUGAGUGUUGAUAUAGAGAUUGUGAAUAAGAAGGAAGAGAAGAAAGAUGAACAGCAUGAAGAGAAGAAAGAGGAGCAAGUAACUGAGGUGAAGAGAGAGGUAAAGAAUGAGAAAGAGAAGAAUGAUGUGAGCAAAAGUGGUUGUGAAGUUUAAUGAAGGGAGAAUUGUUUGAGGGGUGAAUCUGGGACUGUGUUGUUGUUGUUGUUGUUGUGUGAUGUUCUAAUUAUUACGUGUAAGAUUGUAAGACGCGUAUAAAGAAGAAGAGACGGUGUGGAUAUUGACGUCUGUCUUUGUAUCUUUUAUCUUUGUUUACAAGUACUGCUUUUUAGUUAACUUUUUAUGUGAGUUUUUCUUUUGUGUAGUUCAAACUAAUUAUAAUAAAAUACAUGCCCCUUUUCUAGACAA
Vicia villosa (hairy vetch) is the source of this 1286-nucleotide messenger RNA. Its product is annotated as bidirectional sugar transporter SWEET13-like. Gene Ontology annotation, cellular component: membrane. Gene Ontology annotation, biological process: carbohydrate transport. Lineage: Eukaryota; Viridiplantae; Streptophyta; Magnoliopsida; Fabales; Fabaceae. The record is from RefSeq and is a predicted model, not a curated record. Gene Ontology annotation, molecular function: sugar transmembrane transporter activity. The coding region runs from base 129 to 1034 and encodes 301 amino acids. The transcript has 5 exons.